UUCAUCCCUUGCAUCUCGGCCUCAUAUCGAAGUACGGAACUGUGCCGAUUGAGCGCCACUGUACAAGGCGAUGGCGGGAUGGUGAAUGGUUAUGGUUCAUCUUAUGGUUUCUUUCCAUUCCUUCUCUUGUGAUGAACGUUUAUCUUUUUCUCUCUAACAUAUAUCAUAUGUAUGUCUAUCUUAUUUUAAGUGUGGAAGGUGCUACAUAGUGCAGCUACAAAGAUAAUCUGUCUGAAAUUGUAUGUUGGAGCACGCGUUGAGUGAAUACAUGCAAGUACUCACCAUAUGGCAGGACGCGUUCUCACGUGGAACUGUCACUUUAAUCUCAACUUCGUCAUCUGUUAAACCGUAUCGAUACAAUGGAAUCAAGUUAUUUCAACAAUAUUGUGAACUCAGAGUACGGUCGGAAAAAUGACGAACAUAUCGAAUAUGGAACCGCUGGCUUUAGAACAAAGUCAGAUAUCUUGGAGCAUGUUUUAUACAGAAUGGGCCUCUUAGCUGUGUUACGAUCUAAAGCAAAGAAAGCGAGUCACAAUUUAGAGCCUGACAAUGGCAUCAAACUUGUCGACCCAGCUGGCGAAAUGCUUGAAGCUUCUUGGGAAACGAUAGCGACAAAUCUAGCUAAUGUGGUAGAUGGAGAUUUGAUAUCAAUGUUGACACAUAUAUCUACCAAGGAAAAUAUCGACUUGUCGAUACCAGCCACGGUGAUAAUAGGGCGAGAUACCCGUAAAAGCAGUCCCAUCCUGUUGAAAGCUGCACUAGCAGGAAUCAAAGCAUUAAACGGCAAUGUUACAGACUUGGAAUUGGUUACGACUCCACAGCUACACUAUGUCGUUGUAUGCACGAACACUGAUGGCGCUUACGGUGAUCCCACGCUGAAGGGUUAUUAUUCGAAACUAGCAGCAGUAUUUAAAAGCAUACGAGGCACCGAAGUAAAUAAUGGAAAGUACAUAAGCAGAUUGCAAUUGGAUACUGCAAAUGGCGUAGGUGCUAUCGCAGCGAAGGAAUUUCAAAGAUACUUGGAGGGUGUGUUGGAUAUCAAGUUGUGUAAUGACGGAAGCGGGGACUUAAAUCAUAUGUGUGGUGCGGAUUAUGUCAAAGUACAACAGACGUUGCCUCUGAAUAUCCCAUCCGAGAAGACUAUUAGAUGCGCCAGCAUAGAUGGGGACGCUGAUAGAGUGGUGUAUUUUUACAUAGAUGAGAAUAAUAAGUUUCACCUUUUGGAUGGGGAUCGAAUAGCAACGCUAGUGGCCGCUUACUUUAAGGAACUAUUGGAAACGAGUGGUUUAUCUUUACAAUUGGGCUUGGUGCAAACCGCAUAUGCCAACAGUGGUUCAACCGAUUAUAUUUCGAACGUGUUAAAAGUUCCAGUGGCGUGUGUGUCAACUGGUGUGAAGCAUCUGCACAAGAAAGCACUGGAAUUUGACAUUGGAGUCUACUUCGAGGCAAACGGACAUGGAACUGUCAUCUUUAAAGAUACUGCUAAAGAAGCUAUCAAGAAUCACGCUAAGAACAAAAUGCUUUCAUCGACACAAAGAAUGGCUUCUUCAAAAUUGAGAGAUGUAAUCGAUUUAAUAAACGAAACAGUUGGCGAUGCAUUGAGCGAUAUGUUACUAGUCGAAACUAUAUUACAUGCCAAGGGCUGGGAUGUUGUAGAAUGGGAAAGAAGCUACAACGAUCUUCCGAAUAAGCAACUCAAAGUCAGAGUGAAAGAUAGAAAUCUUAUAACAACAACGAAUGCAGGAAGAAAUUGCCUGACUCCCGUUUGUUUACAAGAAGAGAUUGAUAAGAUCGUCUCGAAAUAUCCAAGAGGUCGAUCUUUCGUUAGGCCUUCUGGAACUGAAGAUAUCGUGCGAGUUUAUGCGGAAUGUGAGUGUUCAUUGGAUGUUAAUAAACUAGCCGUGAAAGUAGCUUCACUCGUGUAUAGACUCGCAGGCGGUGUUGGACCAGAACCCAGUUUAUUAUGAGUUUAACAUCAGAAUUAAAUAUUAUCCUGAAUUGCUAUACUAAGUUGUCAAAAAAAGUUCUGA
Molecule: messenger RNA, 2030 nt
Organism: Cyphomyrmex costatus
Lineage: Eukaryota; Metazoa; Arthropoda; Insecta; Hymenoptera; Formicidae
Gene: nst
Product: phosphoglucomutase 3-like protein nst
Exons: 4
Coding region: 360-1967 (535 amino acids)
Biological process (GO): UDP-N-acetylglucosamine biosynthetic process; carbohydrate metabolic process
Molecular function (GO): phosphoacetylglucosamine mutase activity
Source: RefSeq, a predicted model, not a curated record